AGGUCUCCUGCAGUCCUGGCCAUAACGGUCCAAGUCUGGUCGAUGACGUUGCACCCCUGCCAGCCAAUAACGUGAACGGUAAACAGUGCGUGUGCAGCUGUCACAAAGCCUGCCCACCUCGCGACCCUCCGGCAGCCGUCAGCAGACCUGAAUUAAAAGUCACUUGCAUUACCAUAGGUACAAUUUAUUUCUUUGUCACGUGACAGCAUAGCUGGUUAAGGUGAUAUAAUCCAGAAGCGUCUUCAGCUACAAUGACAGAUCAAGUGAAGGAGCUCGUUUCAAAGUGCCUGCAGGCUCGGGACAAGGCUUACUGUCCAUACAGCCGCUUCCCUGUCGGUGCGGCCGUGUUGACAGCAGAUGGCGCCAUAUUCACAGGCUGCAAUGUGGAGAAUGCAUCUUACGGACUGACGGUGUGUGCCGAGCGGACUGCCAUCCAGAGAGCUGUGGUGGAGGGCCACAGACAAUUCCGCGCCAUCGCCGUGACAUGUGACAUCAAAGACCGCUUUGUUGGACCAUGCGGAGCGUGCCGACAGGUCCUCUUGGAGUUUGGAUCAGACUGGACUGUAUACUUGACCAAGCCGGACGGCUCUUACAAAGAAACCAGCCUCAAUGAACUGUUGCCUUUAGCCUUUUCCCCAUCACAUCUAGCUAAGAACUGAUGAAACCUCAGCGAGAUCCUUCUUUGGCUGAUCUUACAGUGACAUGGCAAAAUUAAGGAAUUAAAUAAAUAAAAGUAAUAUACUCUGUAGACUUCUAUCACCUUUGAAGUUGUUUUACGAUAAAUAAAUAUAAAUGUGAUGCCAAGCUUCCCAUAAACAAUAAAGCUUACUGUUUUAAGCGUC
Oreochromis niloticus (Nile tilapia) is the source of this 842-nucleotide messenger RNA. Its product is annotated as zgc:103586. Gene Ontology annotation, molecular function: zinc ion binding; cytidine deaminase activity. Bases 252 to 659 code for a protein of 135 amino acids. The record is from RefSeq and is a predicted model, not a curated record. Lineage: Eukaryota; Metazoa; Chordata; Actinopteri; Cichliformes; Cichlidae. Gene Ontology annotation, cellular component: cytosol. The transcript is spliced from 5 exons.